AUCCACAAAUGUCUCAGAAGCAGCCUACUGGCUGCACCCUUCUCCUCACAUUCCUGGGUCUGCCUGGGCUGAUUGGUGCAGUUACCAGAACGUACUACAUCGGGAUUGUGGAAGAAUACUGGAACUAUGUUCCUCAAGGGAAGGACGUUAUCACUGGGAAGAGUUUCUCAGAAGACAAACUCGCAACCCUAUUUCUCGGAAGAGGACCCGACAGGAUAGGCGGCAUCUACAAGAAGGCGGUCUACAGACACUUCACGGAUGGGAGCUACUCCACAGAGAUCCCCAAGCCCCCCUGGCUCGGGUUCCUGGGCCCCAUCCUGAGGGCUGAGGUGGGUGACGUGAUCGUCAUCCACUUGAAGAACUUUGCGUCUCGACCUUUCUCGCUGCACCCACAUGGCGUUUUCUACAACAAGGAUUCGGAAGGAGCCUUAUAUCCAGAUGGGACGUCUGGAAAGAACAAGGGUGACGACAUGGUCCCCCCUGGCAAAAAUUACACCUACGUCUGGCCGGUGAGGGAGGAGUACGCACCCGCUCCAGCAGAUGCCAACUGCCUGACCUGGGUGUACCACUCGCACAUCGACGCCCCUAAGGACAUCUGCUCUGGCCUCAUUGGGCCCCUGCUGGUGUGUAAGCAAGGCAUACUGAAUAGAUACUCAGGGACAAGGACUGAUGUGGACCAGGAGUUCAUUAUCAUGUUCACUCUCGUGGAUGAGAACCAGAGCUGGUACCUCGAUGAAAACAUCAGGCAUUUCUGCACUGACCCCAAUUCUGUUGACAAAAGUGAUGCUGUUUUCCAGAGAAGCAACAAGAUGCAUGCCCUCAAUGGAUUCCUUUUCGGAAACUUCCCUGAGCCUGAGAUGUGUGUCGGUGAAUCUGUGUCCUGGCACCUGUUUGGGAUGGGGAAUGAGAUAGACAUCCAUUCCAUCUAUUUUUACGGUAACACCUUCAUCACCAGAGGGCACCGGGCGGAUGUCGUCAACCUGUUCCCAGCCACCUUCCUCACAGCAGAAAUGAUAGUGGAGAAUCCUGGGAAAUGGAUGAUAACCUGUCAAGUCAGCGACCACCUGCAAGCUGGCAUGCUGGGACAGUACAAUGUUGGUAACUGCAGAAGUGAUAUUCCUCACCCCAAGAUGAGGGGUCGGCAGAGACACUACUUCAUAGCAGCUGAAAAAGUCCUUUGGGACUAUGGUCCCCUAGGCUAUGACAAGUUCAGCGGCCUUCCCCUGAAUGCCUCUGACAGAGAUUCUGCGCUGUACUUCACACAAGGGGAAAACAGAAUAGGAGGAAAGUAUUGGAAGGCUCAGUAUACAGAGUAUGUUGAUGCAACUUUUAGUAGAAGAAAGGCCCUCUCUGAAGCAGAAGCCCAUCUUGGAAUCCUUGGGCCAGUCAUCAAGGCAGAGGUGGGUGACACACUGCUAGUGACCUUUACCAAUAAAGCUGACAAGGUUUACAGCAUCUUACCCCAUGGUGUGUCCUAUGACAAAGCAUCCGACGCCGCCCCAAAUGUAGAUGGGUUUCUGAAACCAGGGGCUCAUGUCAAGCCAGGUGAGACCUUCACCUACAGGUGGACGGUGCCUGAAGAUGUCAGCCCGGCAGAUGAAGAUCCCCCCUGCCUGACCUACCUCUACUUCUCUGAAGUCCAGCCAAUCAAAGACACCAGUGCUGGCCUGGUGGGGCCUCUGCUGGUCUGUAAGAAGGGCUCCCUCAAUGCUGACGGGACACAGAAAGGAAUAGACAAGGAGUUUUACCUGCUGUUCACAGUCUUCGAUGAGAAUCUCAGCAGGUAUCUUGAUGAAAACAUUCAGAAGUUUACCUGGCGGCCCCACAGUGUAGACAAGGAGGACAAAGGGUUCGUGAAAUCCAACCGGAUGCACGCUAUUAAUGGCUACAUGUAUGGCAGCCAGCCGGGCCUCAGCAUGUGUAAGAAAGACAGAGUCUCCUGGCACUUGAUUGGGAUGGGCACCGACACGGACAUGCACGGAGUUUAUUUUCAGGGCAACACCAUUGACCUGCGUGGGACUCAUCGAGAUUCCCUGGCUCUGUUUCCCCACAUGUCCACAACGGUGUUCAUGCAGCCAGACCAUGCAGGUACGUUCAAGGUGUUCUGCUCUACCUUGCACCACUUCGCUCGAGGCAUGAGUCAGAUCUAUGAGGUCAGCAGCUGUGGCAACAGGGACCCUUCUGAGCCGCCCUACGGGAUGCUAAGAACCUUUUUCAUCGCCGCUGAAGAGGUAGAAUGGGAUUAUGCCCCUAACAAAAACUGGGAGUUCGAAAAGCAGCACUUGGACGCAGGAGGGGAAAGACAUGGAGAUAUAUUUAUGAACCACACUGAAAAUUGGAUUGGCUCUCAGUAUAAGAAGGUGGUUUAUAGGGAAUACACAAAUGGAGAAUUUGUGGAGAUCAAAGCCCGACCACCACGGGAGGAGCAUCUACAACUCCUGGGCCCAAUGAUCCACGCUGAGGUUGGUGACUCCAUCCUCAUCAUCUUUAAGAACAAGGCCAGUCGGCCCUACUCCAUCUCAGCCCAGGGUGUGGAGGAUUCCGACAGUGGGAAGCGCCUCGAAGUGCCCAUCACACAGCCAGGGGAAGUAAAAACAUACAGAUGGAAUGUCCCCAAAAGAUCAGGUCCUGGACCCUCAGAUCCCAAUUGUAUCCCGUGGGUUUACUAUUCAACAGUGAACUUCGUGAAGGACACGUACAGUGGUUUGAUGGGGCCUCUGAUCACAUGCCGAGAGGGGGUAUUGAACGAAAAGGGCAGAAGAAGUGAUGUGGACUAUGAAUUUGCUCUCCUGUUUCUGGUGUUUGACGAGAAUGAAUCUUGGUACCUAGAUGACAACAUCAAGAAGUAUCUCGGCAAAGACCCACGACAUUUCAAGCCCACUGAUGAUUUUGAAGAGAGCAACAAGAUGCAUGCCAUCAAUGGAAAGAUUUUCGGAAACCUCCCUGGUCUGAUAAUGACUGAAGACGCAAUGACUAACUGGUACUUGCUGGGACUGGGAAGUGAGGUGGACAUACACACCAUCCAUUACCAUGCGGAGAGCUUUCUGUUCAAAAUAGAUAAGUCUUACCGAGAAGAUGUGUAUGAUCUCUUUCCUGGGACCUUCCAAACCAUCGAGCUUUUCGCAGAUCACCCGGGGACAUGGCUCUUGCACUGUCACGUGUCUGACCACAUCCAUGCGGGCAUGGAGACCACCUACACUGUCCUCCGGAACAUAGACAACAGGGUUCCGUAUUCUACCAGGUCCCCUUCUGGUGCAGCAUCCAACCCGGCCACAGUGCCCUCCCAAGAACAACCUAGCACAGAGAACCUCUAUUUCUUUGGCAAGAAUCUGCGUCCAAGAGGAGCCAAGGCAGCUCUGAUCAUCCUUUUCAUCCUGGGACUCCUCCUCCUGGUCACCACUGUGAUUCUCUCCCUCCGACUUUGCUCUGCAAGAAGGCAGAUGGCUUACAGGGAGGUCCAGUCCUGCGCACUCCCCACGGAUGCUCUGUGAGCUGCCUGGUCUUCCUCUGCAGAAAAGGGUCAGGUUCCACAGUUGGCUGGACAGUGGCAAACAGGGACACUGGAUCAAGGCCAUGCUCACCAAGGAAGGUUGACACUGGAUCCUGGAUCUGUGUUCUGAGCUGCUGAAUGUCAUUCAAAGCAAUUUGCCUUUAUUUAUUUACUUUUUAAUGGGCUGUGAAUAAUCCCCAGGUAUAAAAAAAAAUACAGAACAGGAGCAUGCACUGGGUUGAGAAAUGCCGACCAUCAGUCUGUUCUAUGAACAACUCACUCAAGUGGGACACCCUCUGAAAGAUAUUUUCAUAUUCCAUUUUUUAUAGUUUUAAAUUAAAUAGCACUCCCUUUAGCUAGCCACUAAAACUUGUAGGCGAACAAUUUCCAGAAAGCAGUGCAGUGCCUCCGACAUGUCUGCCUGGAUCACACUGAUUCUCAACACUUGCACAAAACGAACGGUUCCUGAAGUUGUUCCAGGGAAAACAUUUUUGAGGAGUUCAUGGGAACGUCCAAGGCAGUGUGUGCUGAUGGGACUGGACCACAUGAGUCUUUGGAGGCUUCGGCAGCACCCCUGGUCUUUCCCCCUUUAAUAUAAAGAGCCCAUGCAUCUUUUGUCAUACAAGCCCAAGUUAUACGGUGUUUUAUUUAACUGCUGCUGUUUUUAAUGCAACCUAUCAAAAUACUUGAAUGUUUACAAUUCACUUCAUGUUACAUCUUUUUACAAUGUGUCUCCUUGGCAACCUAUGUAUUUUCAAACAUCAACUGGAAAACUUUUAUUUCAGAAUGCGGAAGAGUUGUGAAGGAACAGGCUUGACUUUCUCACUGUGAGUCAGAGAUUUCCUGUCUGGGCUAGAAUCUUGAGUCUGAUUUUUCAUACAGUUAAGGGACAUUUCCAUAUCUCCAUCUUCCAUGAAAUAGUUUCAUCACGCGAGAGAUGGAAGGAGGAAUUCGUCAGUGCAGCUGACUGGCUAGGAGGAAACAUGAUUUCUCAAAAGCCUGCAUUCCAUGCUUCUUAAAGAAAUAGCCCUUGAGAGGAGGAGAAGGGGAAGAAAAAGGAAAUGCUAGAAAAAGAGAGUCUCCACGGCAGCUUUUGAAACCAUUAAAUCAGCUCUGGAAGCAAGUAUGCAGUUGCCAAGACUUACUUGCAAACCCAAAACGUUGAACAACUAAACUAAGGGCAUGACACUAAGCACAGUCUCUGCAGGCAUGCCUAGACAUUAGAUGUAAGAUUGAUAAAAGCAACAUUGCUAUGAUUAGACUGGGAAUCUACCUUAGUUCAGGGCAAGUUGUCUUGGGAUGCUGUUGCCAGAUGUGUGACAUCAGACCACUGCCUUACCAGGCCCAUAAACACUGUGGUGGAGGGAUCUUUCAGACUUUCUUUUCUUCCAGGGGAGGGGAAAUGGGCAACUUGAUAGAAGCCAUAGUCUUAUGUAAAACAGAUGCAACUGCUAGUAGCGCUGUUUAUAGUUUUCUUGAAUGCCUUACCAAACAGAGUACCCCAAAGAUUUUGAAUUCCAACCUGCUGACCAUGGACAACGUGGUUCUGCAGCCCAGCACAGCAUGUGCUGUACAGUGUCCUUGCAAUUGUGGGCUGCAUAAUUAUGUGAGAAGCGUGGUGAACACCUUAUUUAUUACCUGUAGUA
Nannospalax galili (Upper Galilee mountains blind mole rat) is the source of this 5136-nucleotide messenger RNA. RefSeq names its product hephaestin like 1 (gene Hephl1). The transcript has 20 exons. Bases 9 to 3491 code for a protein of 1160 amino acids. The record is from RefSeq and is a predicted model, not a curated record. Gene Ontology annotation, biological process: iron ion transport. Gene Ontology annotation, cellular component: plasma membrane. Gene Ontology annotation, molecular function: copper ion binding; ferroxidase activity. NCBI's taxonomy places the organism in Eukaryota, Metazoa, Chordata, Mammalia, Rodentia, Spalacidae.